Arvicola amphibius (Eurasian water vole) is the source of this 5604-nucleotide messenger RNA. It is a transcript of the gene Ddr2, whose product is annotated as discoidin domain receptor tyrosine kinase 2. NCBI's taxonomy places the organism in Eukaryota, Metazoa, Chordata, Mammalia, Rodentia, Cricetidae. Gene Ontology annotation, cellular component: membrane; signaling receptor complex. Bases 347 to 2911 code for a protein of 854 amino acids. Gene Ontology annotation, molecular function: ATP binding; protein tyrosine kinase collagen receptor activity; collagen binding. The transcript has 18 exons. The record is from RefSeq and is a predicted model, not a curated record. Gene Ontology annotation, biological process: multicellular organism development; cell surface receptor protein tyrosine kinase signaling pathway; protein phosphorylation.
UCAAAGGCAUCUUGCAUCAGCCUGUGGAUGUAUGCCUACCACGGGGGCUCCUUCACCGGCAAAGUGGAAAAAGAAGUGGUUCACAACAAAUUCUUCUUUUGGGGUUGGGGGAACACACUGGAUUAUAACCGUUUUCUUCUUUUCAAACCUGGCGUCCCUGGAUGGAAGGAAAUCUACAAGUGGCCUGACAUUCGAUGCUCUAGAAAGUUCUGGGGCUUGUUGCUUGGAUUCUCUUAAGAAGCUAAAAUAACUGAAGAGGAGCAGGGGCCUUCUGUUUUGGAGGGUUCUGUCCUACAGAGGAUGCUCUACACCCACUGAAACUCCAGAUCCGGCUCCAUCUUCCGACAUGAUCCCGAUUCCCAGAAUGCCCCUGGUGCUGCUCCUGCUCCUGCCCAUCCUGGGUUCUGCAAAAGCUCAGGUUAAUCCAGCUUCAUGUCGCUAUCCUCUGGGCAUGUCAGGAGGCCACAUUCCAGACGAGGACAUCACAGCUUCAAGUCAGUGGUCAGAAUCCACGGCUGCCAGAUACGGGAGGCUUGACUCUGAAGAAGGAGACGGAGCCUGGUGCCCCGAGAUCCCCGUGCAGCCCGAUGACCUGAAAGAAUUUCUGCAGAUUGACUUACGUACCCUGCACUUUAUCACUCUUGUGGGGACCCAGGGACGCCACGCAGGGGGUCAUGGCAUCGAGUAUGCGCCCAUGUACAAGAUCAACUACAGUCGAGAUGGCACUCGCUGGAUCUCCUGGCGCAACAGACAUGGGGAGCAGGUGCUAGAUGGGAACAGUAACCCUUAUGAUGUUUUCCUGAAGGACUUGGAGCCGCCCAUUGUCGCCAGAUUUGUCCGCCUUAUCCCAGUCACUGACCACUCCAUGAAUGUGUGCAUGAGGGUUGAGCUUUAUGGUUGUGUCUGGCUAGAUGGCUUGGUGUCUUACAAUGCUCCAGCUGGGCAGCAGUUUGUACUCCCUGGAGGCUCCAUCAUUUAUCUGAAUGAUUCUGUCUAUGAUGGAGCUGUUGGCUACAGCAUGACUGAAGGGCUAGGCCAGUUGACUGAUGGGGUAUCCGGCCUGGAUGACUUUACCCAGACCCACGAAUACCACGUGUGGCCUGGCUAUGACUACGUGGGUUGGCGGAAUGAGAGUGCUACCAAUGGCUACAUCGAGAUCAUGUUUGAAUUUGACCGAAUCAGGAACUUUACUACUAUGAAGGUCCAUUGCAACAACAUGUUUGCUAAAGGUGUGAAGAUCUUUAAGGAGGUCCAGUGUUACUUCCGCUCGGAAGCCAGUGAGUGGGAGCCCACGGCCGUCUCCUUUCCCCUCGUCCUGGAUGAUGUGAACCCCAGUGCUCGGUUUGUCACGGUGCCUCUUCACCACCGAAUGGCUAGUGCCAUCAAAUGCCAGUACCACUUUGCCGACACAUGGAUGAUGUUCAGCGAGAUCACUUUCCAGUCAGAUACUGCAAUGUAUAACAAUUCUGCAGCCUUGCCCACUUCUCCUAUGGCACCGACAACCUAUGAUCCCAUGCUUAAAGUGGAUGACAGCAACACUCGGAUCCUGAUUGGCUGCUUGGUUGCCAUCAUCUUCAUCCUGCUGGCUAUCAUUGUCAUCAUCCUGUGGCGGCAGUUCUGGCAGAAGAUGCUAGAAAAGGCCUCACGGAGGAUGCUGGAUGAUGAGAUGACUGUCAGCCUCUCCCUGCCCAGCGAGUCCAGCAUGUUCAAUAACAACCGCUCCUCGUCCCCAAGCGAACAGGAAUCCAACUCUACUUACGAUCGAAUCUUUCCCCUCCGCCCUGACUACCAGGAGCCAUCCAGACUCAUCCGAAAGCUCCCAGAAUUUGCUCCAGGGGAGGAAGAAUCGGCCUGCAGUGGUGUUGUGAAGCCAGCCCAGCCCAAUGGACCCGAGGGGGUACCCCACUAUGCAGAAGCCGACAUAGUGAAUCUCCAGGGAGUGACAGGUGGCAACACCUACUCAGUGCCUGCUGUCACCAUGGAUCUGCUGUCGGGGAAGGACGUGGCUGUGGAAGAGUUCCCCAGGAAACUGUUGGCUUUCAAGGAGAAGCUGGGAGAAGGCCAGUUUGGGGAGGUUCAUCUCUGUGAAGUGGAGGGAAUGGAAAAAUUCAAAGACAAAGAUUUUGCUCAAGAUGUCAGUGCCAACCAGCCUGUCCUGGUGGCCGUGAAGAUGCUCCGAGCAGAUGCAAACAAGAAUGCCAGGAAUGAUUUUCUUAAGGAGAUAAAGAUCAUGUCUCGGCUCAAGGACCCAAACAUCAUCCGUCUCUUAGCUGUGUGCAUCACGGAUGACCCACUCUGCAUGAUCACGGAGUACAUGGAAAAUGGAGAUCUCAAUCAGUUUCUUUCCCGCCAUGAGCCUCUGGGUUCUUGUUCUAGCAAUGCCACAGUCAGUUAUGCCAACCUGAAGUUUAUGGCUACCCAGAUCGCCUCUGGAAUGAAGUAUCUCUCAUCCCUUAACUUUGUCCACCGAGAUCUGGCCACCCGAAACUGCUUAGUGGGCAAGAACUACACCAUCAAGAUAGCUGAUUUUGGAAUGAGCAGGAACCUGUACAGUGGUGACUACUACCGGAUCCAGGGCCGGGCAGUGCUCCCCAUCCGCUGGAUGUCAUGGGAAAGCAUCUUGUUGGGCAAGUUCACCACAGCAAGUGAUGUGUGGGCCUUCGGGGUGACUUUGUGGGAGACUUUCACCUUUUGCCAGGAGCAGCCUUAUUCCCAGCUGUCGGAUGAGCAGGUUAUUGAGAAUACUGGCGAGUUCUUCCGAGACCAAGGGAGGCAGACUUAUCUCCCUCAACCAGCCAUUUGCCCCGACUCUGUAUAUAAGCUGAUGCUUAGCUGUUGGAGAAGAGAGACCAAGCACCGGCCAUCAUUCCAAGAAAUACACCUUCUGCUUCUUCAACAAGGGGACGAGUGAUGCCAUCAAUGCCUGCCAGUGUUCCUGUGGCCCAGGUCCUUCCCACAAGACCUACCACUCACCCACGUUUAAGCCACUUUCAUCUGGACAUUUAAUGGACCUAAGAGACAGAAAAGUGUUCGCUUUACCCUCUUACUGUCUCUUGCCUCCUCCACUACACUUCCCUAUUCCCCACCACUGACUCAUAUAUACUUUUUUUUUACAUGAAAUAACUAAAAAUGAAAAAAAUAGAGCAGAUAAAAUUUAGUGAAAUAAAUAUUACUUGAUAUAUCUAAGUGUUAGAUAAUAAAGGCUAGAAACUCAGAUAAUUUAUAAAGGUUAUGCUUAUGUUUAUAAGUGUGCAGAUCCUGCAAUAUUUUCCACGUCACUUUCUAUAGAAUACCUUUAGAAAGGAAAACUUGAAGAAUACGAAUGUCUUGGGAAGCAUGAGACUAGGCAUAAGGAAAGGACUUGGUAACCGUGAAGAAUUUCAGGACUUGGUACUCCACAACUAAUGGAUGUCUUCUUGACGUGGCCUCUGGACUUGACCCACUCCCACUCUCAGAUCUCUCUCUCUGUCUCUCUGUCUCUCUCUCUCUCUCUCUCUCUGUCUCUCUUGUCAAAGUGAGUGACAUGUACUUAAAGGUUAAAAAGCUCUGCCUUGUUUUUUUGGAAUGAAUGUUUUCUUCACUCAUGGACAGAGAUCAGGGCAUGCCUAUGAAACAGGUCAUAUGGGCAGGAAGAAGUGUCUGUUGUGAGCCUUGAAGGAUGAUAGUUAUAUAGAGAAAAGAAAGGUUGCCCGGGGAUUCUCAGUAGACAGAGUCAUAGGAAAGGAGGUCCGUGGAGGAUGAACAGGAGCUAUCUCUGUUGUUCGCUUGUUCACUUGCUCAACCACUUUCACCUGUGUGCUUUAGGGAUACCUUGACUUUUUAAUCAGUAAAAGCCUGAUGUUUUGAUAUUUUAAAGGCUGCUCCUUUAGUUCAUCUUGCCCAGUUCUGUUUCUCUCAAUAUGUGAUGCCCCUGUGUGACCUAGAGGUUAGGAUUUGAACUUCUCAGGCAUAAAUAUCCAAUGCUGUGUACAACAUACACUAGAUCCAUUUUGAGUGUUCUCAAAAGGCUGGCCUGGACCUUGAAAGGAAGGUAUAGGAAAACUGAUUUUUCACUCUUUAUUUGGGGAAAUAUGGAGAGAAUCAGAACAUUCAGGCAAGAAUGGGCUUCCCCAGAGAUGGCGAAUCUCUCAUCUCUGAAAACUUUCAGAUAUUAGCUGAAGAACUAUGCAAGAAAAAGGUUCUUGGCCACUGGAUACUUGUGUCUGUAUGGGAGAAUAAAAGGAUAGCCAUUCAGUGUUACUGAAUGUGCUUUUGCCAUAGAGAUGGCGGCCAGCAGCAGAGCAAGAGGGUCUAGUUUCAGGAUUUGUGGAAACUGAUACACCAUCAAACAGGAGCGGUCUAAGAGCAGAUCCUAAGUUUUCAUAUUCUAAAGACUCUCAGAUUCAUUGGGAAACUAGAAUAUAGAAACCUUAAGUCCUGUAGAGGAGAACCAAGAAAAGAUUACUGAAUAAGCUUCCCAAGCUGAGAUAAAAUAGCUGUGGUCUGCUUCCCUUGUCUACCCAGGCAGCUUGCUUUAUGGUCUCUCAGAAGCCUGGCUGUUUCUUGGUUCAGCCUUCAGAUAACUCCAGGACACAGCAGAGAUGCAGUUCUAAGUCUUAAAAUUAAUUUCUCAGAUCCUGUUUAGUCAUAGUGAAUUCCUCUUUCCUGUGGCAUUUGUAUCAUUUUCUGCUUUAGUCUUUCCCAAGACUAACUUUGGGGUCAUUGAUUGGAGGAGAGGUAGGUGAGUGUUGGGUUUGGAACUCUGGCCCUCUUUCUGCCUCAAGCCAAGUAUGCCAUCUUCCCAAGUCUCAUUGUCUCUCUGAAUUUGUUUCCUUAUCUGUCUAAGGAGUAAAUUGAAUUAGGCAGUCUGGAAAUGGAAAUCUCUUGGAGUUCUGCUCUGCUUUGUGCUUGCUGGAGAACUAGGUUUGUGAUUGAUGUAGGCUCAGUUGCUCUCUUGCUCAGAAAAAAUGUGGCCAGUAAAAGAGAUCCUGAGAGAAAGAAUUUUUGUAAUGCUGACGCCUGCAUCAUCUCUGCUUUAGGGUGCCCGGAAUUCACAGCCAUUAUCUCAUUUGGUAUCUCUAGGGCCAGCCAUGUCUCUUUCACAACUCUUGGCUCUGUACUCUUUAGGAUUCUGUCCCUAAUUCAUUUUAUUCCUUUACCUGUUAUUUAAAAGUCGUGUUUAAAAUGAAAUUUCCCUGACUUUACAUCAUGGAACUCAUCUGUUCCAGAUGACUCUCCAAAACAUAUCAUCAUGUACAAGCAGAACUUUUCCUUCCUUCCUUCCUUCCUUCCUUCCUUCCUUCCUUCCUUCCUUCCUUCCUUCCUUCUUUUUCCUUCCUUCCUUCCUUCCUUCCUUCCUUCCUUCCUUCUUUUCUUUCUUUUUUUGUACGAAGAAGGCUCUACCUUCGGCACUGAGACCUUUGAUUUAUAGACAUAGGUUUAGUUUCUAUUUAUACUUGUAGAGUUGAGCUGUACCAACCUGAGUGAUCCAACAUGGUAGAUGGGAAGGGCUUACCAUAUAGACUUAACAGGUAGCUUAAAUCUAAAUUAGAGGAAUGAAGCUAGGCUUUAGGAAGGAGAACAGAAACAGAUGAGAAACCGUGGGUUAUUGUUGUUUUCCGAAGU